Funneliformis mosseae is the source of this 581-nucleotide messenger RNA. The record is from the annotation of a GenBank genome assembly. Lineage: Eukaryota; Fungi; Glomeromycota; Glomeromycetes; Glomerales; Glomeraceae.
AUGCCCAGUGAUGUGUAUUGGAAGCUUCCAAUAAAAUUUAUUGGAAUUGGAAGUUCUAUUGGAAAAAAUUGGAAGUAUUGGAAUAUGCAGAUCUUCCAAUAUCUUAUGUAUAUUAGAAGCUUCCAAUCAAAUUUCUUGGAUAUUGGAUAUAGUAAUUGGAAGCUUCCAAUGGAAGCUUCCAAUACUUCUAAUACCAAAAUUAGAAAACAAAAUUCUUGCAACACUUAUACAGCAUGUAUUGCUUGUGUUGAAAAACUAGAAAAUGAUGAGCUUUUAAAAAAUACUUUUACAAAUAAAAAACCACAAGUCAAAAAUCAUUUAAAAAACUAUUCAUAUUUUCAAGAAAAAAUUGGAAGCCAAGAAGAAUUGAAUGAUAUUAUCAAUUUAACAGAUAAUGAAAUAGAAGAAACAAAUCAAAAUGGCAAAAAAAAAAAAGAAUUACAACAAAAUCAAGUCAAAUUUUUAGAUUCAAAUGCUUCUCCAAUUGAAACUGAUUCUGAAGUUCUUGUUGAAGAAAUUGAUGAUAUUGAUGAAAAUAAUACUUUUAUUACUUCUAAACAUUGGGAACAAGAAUUAAAUAA